AGAAUCCGCUAAAUGUUAGGCUACUUUCGUUUCUUUCGUACAAAGGAUAUGAUUUAAGUCUACCUUGCCAACCUUUUCAAAGCGUCAAAAUGGCGUCAAGUCAGGACUUGAAAGAAGUUUUAAAAGAGAGUCUUGAAAACAAAGGCUCUCUUGGGGAGAUCAAGGCAAGAAUACGUGCUGAAGUUUUCCGUGCUUUGGAUGACCAGUCAGAGGCCAAACCCCACAUCAGCAAUGAAAAUGUUCUCAUCUUUGAACUGAUUAGAGAGUUUCUUGAAUACAACCACUGUAAAUAUUCCGUGUCGGUACUCGUAUCAGAAACUGGAUUACCAAAGGUGCCUUUAGACCGAGACUUUUUGCGGAAUGAACUUAAUGUUGUUGAGGAUGCUCCAUCAAAAUCUGUGCCUCUCUUAUACAGCCUAGUGUCCAACUACAAGGAUGACAAUGCUGACAGAGCCCUAAAGGCAAAAGGUUUUUUCAAUCAUGCUGGGACAAGGGCUCCCUCAACUUCAAAUAUGAAAGAUGAUACAGACCAUGAAGAUCCAGCACCUGUGAUUGUGAAAGGCAGCCAUUUGUAGCAGUGGACGCAGUUUUCUUCUCUUUUUUUUUUCUCUUUUUAUGCGCAGUGUGAUUGUACAUAGAAUCCACAAGAUUGCCAGAUUUCUUAAAAUAUGUGCAUCAUUCGAAAGACUGUUAUUGUUCUUUGACAGUAUAUUAAUAAAACUGUAAAUACUUUCAAUUUCAAAGUCAAAUCAUGUAAGAUAAUAUUUAUGUUGCUUUGAUGUAUAUUAUAUAUGUACUUUUGCAAGCAAAAGCCCCCCAAUAAACUUUGCCACAAAACACUGAA
Aplysia californica (California sea hare) is the source of this 844-nucleotide messenger RNA. Its product is annotated as centrosomal protein 20. Gene Ontology annotation, biological process: microtubule anchoring; cilium assembly. The record is from RefSeq and is a predicted model, not a curated record. The transcript has 5 exons. The coding region runs from base 90 to 575 and encodes 161 amino acids. NCBI's taxonomy places the organism in Eukaryota, Metazoa, Mollusca, Gastropoda, Aplysiida, Aplysiidae. Gene Ontology annotation, cellular component: ciliary basal body; centrosome; motile cilium.